This is a messenger RNA of Fonsecaea nubica, 2685 nucleotides long. RefSeq lists its product as hypothetical. Bases 1 to 2685 code for a protein of 894 amino acids. Gene Ontology annotation, cellular component: cytoplasm. The record is from RefSeq and is a predicted model, not a curated record. The transcript is spliced from 2 exons. NCBI's taxonomy places the organism in Eukaryota, Fungi, Ascomycota, Eurotiomycetes, Chaetothyriales, Herpotrichiellaceae.
AUGGUCAAGGCGGAUGUCAAACGGGACUACUAUGCGGAUUUGGAUCUCCCUUCUACCGCCGAUGCAGAGGAGAUCAAAAAACAAUUUAGACUUCUGGCGAAACAAUACCACCCGGACCGAAACCCGGGUCAUGAAGUCGAGGUCGUUCCUAGGUUCCAAGCCGUCCAAGCCGCUCAUGAAAUUCUCAGCGAUCCUGUCGAGAAGGCGAAGUAUGAUGCUGGUCGGGCAAAACUGGCUGCUAAGGCCGCUGCGACCGCUUCAACAGCAUAUUCCUCGGAUCCUUACGGCUUUCCAAGACCGAACAACGCCAAAUCGACUCCUACCGCAAAACAGCAAUUCCCUUUUCCACCGCCCCCCAAGUCGGCGCAAAAUCGUGCCCCAUUUGCGACGGUAAAUCCGAAGCAGCAAGCCUCUUCUGGGGCCGAUAAGUUCAAUGCGUUCACCCGGGGAGUACCACAAUCAUGGGACCGUUCGAAGUACGACGAGGCUCGAGCAGAGGCCGCAAGAGUUUUCCCUUCCAUGAGGCCCACGUCCUCUGCCCAACAAAUGCCACCACGAUCAGUUCCCAGACAAGCCCCUACUGCUCCCAAACCACCUUCCAGCUCAGAUAUGCCAUACGCGCCCAAUAUACCGCCCACGGGUUUUCCAGGCUUGUCGAGGACGGCAAGUUCCAGAAAAUCAGACUAUCACGGGGCAGACGCUUCGCAGUUUCCUCGUUCGGCGUUUUCUUACGUCCAAGGAACGCGCGGACAGCCGCCGCCGCCUAACCCACAUAUCCACGUCCAAGACAACCAAUCCAUGCGUUCGCCGCCUGUUUCUAGAGCCAGGCCCGCGGUCAGUCCUCUGCGGCAUACACGAUCCUCCGAUUAUGACAUGAGACACGAUCUCGGAGGUCGUCCGCCCUCAAGAUAUGCAGGAGGAGGCGGGGAACGAACAGACAUCAAUGGAGACGGUCUACAUCGUUCGUCGAGCGUCCGCAACUCACCAAUUGAUGAUCGAGGACCGUUCGGCAGGUCCUCGACUCGCUACGAGAGCAUUCCACGUCAUCGGAGUGCCAGCCCUGGGCUGCGAAAAGCAGGGAUACAUGCAGAUUUCUCAGAGACCUCUUCAAGUGACGAAGAAACGCUACAUAUGAAUUCCAGGCCGAAAGCUGUCCCCAGGAGCAGACCAACCGCCCGGACAGGACCGAGUUAUGAUGCUGACAACAACCCGGGCUUGACGGGCCAAUUCCCCAGUACUAACUAUACUAGAAUUGUCGAUGACAGUCGGUAUCAGUACCCCCCUCCCGAACCGAAAGAACCGACCCGCAAACCCUUCCCAAGCGUGACAACCCCAGAGGAGGAGGCACCCAAGCCUAAUGUGUGUCAUGGUGGCGGAGGAGGUUCGGAAAAACCCAAGUAUGCUCCCUUUUUCUUGGAUUCCCAAACCUGGUCCCGAGGAAAUAGACGUGAUUAUUUUGCCCACAGAGGGCGUUCCUUCAACGGAUUUCCUUCCUGGGCAGUCCCCUCGAGUGUUUUCCCGCAGACCACGCCUCCCCGGCCUCAUAGGCAGAACGGUGACACCCCCGGGCCAGGAGGUGGUCUUGAUUCUGUUCAGUCGUGGAGCAAGAGCGCUAACCCAAACGUCAGUAAUGACUCCGCCCACCCCAAGGUCCAGACGACGUUCUCAGCGGCGGAAUGGCAUGAUAAGGUGACGGCCGAGGACAUCUUCCGUCCAGAUGAGUCCCAGACACGCAAGUCCCCCUCGAAACUCAACCGAAGCGGGAGUAAACCAACGUCACGAGGAAGAGCACAAUCACGGUCUGCAGAGCACGAUCCUGCUUCUUCAUCUGAGGUUCCCAACGGUCAUACAGAAGACAAGUCGGCCGCAUUCCAACCUGGAAAGCUGGCUGACGACUGGGCUGCUAAAGCCUCGGCGAGACCACCUCCUUCUCGCAAUCCGAGAGCAAGCCCUGCUUCAGACACCACUGACGACUCCAGAGAUCGCUACGUUGUAGUGGAGGAAGACGCAAUGGACGUCGACACCCCACCAACUAACAAUACCAAGGCCCCUGCCUCGAAUGGAAUCAAAUAUCCAGCCAGUGGGGAACCACCCCGCCCCGAACCGAAACGUCGGUCAACAAAUGGAGGAGUGGAUCUCAAGGAAUUUGCUCAACAAGCUCCAUUUGCGCCAACGUCGGCUGGGCUCAAAGGCAUGAAAGAUGACCUUGAAACAUUCCUCCCAUUUGAGUCUCGAGCGGCCCACGAUGUCAACCUCAAUCGUACAGCAUCCGCACGAAUCCGGGCUCUGAAUCUCCCCAAACCACCGAAAGUGGUGGUCCCGCCGGCUGCAGAUCGGUUGGACAAGUCCAAUUUCGCACAGUAUGUGGCAAAUAUGGAGAACUACAUGCGCGAGUGGAAUUUGUUCAACGCAAGGAUGCUUGAGCAUUUCCGAUCCCGGCAGGAUCGCGUUUGUGGCACGAUGAGCCCACACUGGAUUGCGCAGCCUAGCGACGGACCAGAUGCAGAUGCAUUGGAUAAAGACGAUGCUAGUGACAAACUGGCAGGAUACGGCGCGUAUAUUCAAUGGCUCAAAGACGAUGCGCAGUGUCGGCAUUGGUGGGAAGAGGCAAACGAAAGGCAUUUGGAAUGUAUGGAAGACCUGGGAAAAAUCAGGCAGGUUGCGAAGCAAAAGUUGCGGCCUUGA